This is a messenger RNA of Branchiostoma floridae (Florida lancelet), 3045 nucleotides long. Its product is annotated as tripartite motif-containing protein 3-like. Gene Ontology annotation, molecular function: zinc ion binding; translation repressor activity; ubiquitin protein ligase activity. The record is from RefSeq and is a predicted model, not a curated record. Lineage: Eukaryota; Metazoa; Chordata; Leptocardii; Amphioxiformes; Branchiostomatidae. The coding region runs from base 255 to 2093 and encodes 612 amino acids. The transcript has a single exon. Gene Ontology annotation, biological process: protein polyubiquitination; negative regulation of translation; proteasome-mediated ubiquitin-dependent protein catabolic process.
UUAUUAACGCGUUAAAGCACGUUUUAUCAAAUGUCACAUGAUAAUCAUAAUGUUAUAUUCCGCAUACUCCAAUCCACUAUAUCCCCGGGGCCCCUGCUAAGGUCAUAGGAUGGCCUAUCGACCUUUUGUAGCGAUAGAGCGCGGCCGAUAUAUUGUUACACAUAUCGUAUAACACGCUAGGCACGUAAUUUUACAUAACCGCGCUGUGCACAGUGCACUAUGACCUUUCGCCAGGCAUUCUUUAUAGGGACAAGAUGGCGACUGCGGAGCAAAACAUCGUCGAACAAAUCCGCGAAGAAGUGUUUUGCAGCAUCUGUUUGGAGUUGUUUAGGAGGCCCAAGGCGCUGCCAUGUCAGCACACAUUCUGUGAGGACUGUUUACUAAACUACGCAGGUGUACGGCAGGUGGUUUGGUGCCCUAACUGUCGUCUGCAGGUCAGGUUGCCCCCUCAGGGCGUCGUGGGCCUGCCGGACAACCAUCUCGCCGCGAACGUUUGUCAGAAAUUCUCACAGCACACGCCGCAAACGGGCGGUUCAGACGACAACUACUGUGACCAACACCCCGUGGAGGCCUUGAAGUUGUACUGCCAGCAGUGUGGGGUUGCGUGCUGCGCGGAAUGUUUGGACGAUCAACACGCAGGGCACACCGCAACAACAGUCAGACAAGCCGUGGAACAGAAGAAAACUGCUCUGCGUGCUCUCGUGACAGAGUGCAAAAACACGUUGGAUACAUGUCACAGCUACUUAAGACAGCUGCCUUACGUCGAACAAACGCUAUCUACAGACACCCAGCGUACCCAAGCUGACGUAACAGAGACUUUCGACAACGCCAUACAACACAUUACCCAAGCCUUGACGGCGGAGAAGGACCGCUUGUUGCGUGACAUUGAGAAAAAUCAGAGACGCAACAAUGACACUCUGAAUGCGUACGGUGCACAAGUUCAAAGUCAGGUUACAGAACUGACAUCUGCAUGUGACGCCGCCGUAUGGGCGCUAGGUCAAUGUGACAAGCGUUUCCUCAACCACGAAGCUGCAGUGUCAGAAGCGCUGGACAGAUACAGAGAGCACGCUUUACCAUCUCCCGACCGAGCAGUUUUCCAGGCCCUAGACGUCGAUUUUCAGUCUCUGGCUUCAGCUAUGAGUCGUAUGACGUUGGAGCCAGUUAGUCUUCAGCCAGGUAAUGUUUUAAAUACAGGACAGGUGCGCUUUGGUGGGAGAGGGUCAGAAAACGGUCAGUUCAGUUGGCCAACCGGAGUCACCGUCUCUAAAGAUGGGGUCAUCUUCGUGGCAGACUACGAUAAUGAGAGAAUACAGUCGUUCCACUGCCAGGGAAGAUACCUCGGCCAGUUCCAGACGCUGGUUCCAGGAAGACCUUCCCGAACGAUGAAGCCGCAAGGAGUUGACCUUGAUGCUUACGGGAACCUGUGGGUUGUCGGGUACAACGUUACCGAAACGUGCGAUCUUCUCGUUCAGUUUUCUCGGACGGGAGAAUGUCUGAACAAAAUACCUCUCACACACACGGGCUACUUUCGCGGCCUCGCCGUCAACAAGCGAACCAACCAGAUCCUAGUCACCGAGACGACGGCUACGAACCAACCAUCGGGAGGUACUGGCGUCACAUUUCGUGGCGAGAUAAAGGUUUUAAAGCCAGAUGGGACAUUGGUGAGAGUUAUAGGAGGAUCUCAACAGAAAACCUGGCUGCAGCCGUUCUGGACAAAGAGCGGACCUCAAGAGGACAUUAAGUACCCACGAUACGUCACCGUAGAUUGCCAUGGCAACAUCAUUGUAUCGGACACGGUGGAUCACUGCAUCAAGAUCUUCAGCGAGACGGGAGAGUUUCAGUUCAAGUUCGGAGAGGACGGAAAGGGGGACGGACAGCUGAGGUACCCGCGAGGGGUGUGCGUGGACGUCUCCGGGAACAUCGUGGUGGCUGACGAGGGAAACCAGCGCGUGGAGGUCUUCAACCGGCACGGUCUCCUGCUGCAUCACGUGACGGGCGGGAUGAAGAAGCCCAGCGCCGUCGCCAUGGCAACGGAAGGACGCCUGGUGAUGACGGACGUGGAUACGAACAUGGUCACUGUCCUCACAACAUAGACUCAGGGGAAAGUCAUUACAAUGAGAUACAAUCCUGAUGUUUACAAAAUGAGUAUAGCUAGAAUGUUACAUUACUCAUUUUAUAAACAUCAGCUACGCACCGAGCCACGGCGAUUAUAGCUGGAGUUAUAGUAUAACCCCUAACUAUGGACUGUCAACAACAGUCGCACCGCGGCUAACACUAUGCGAACCACGUAUACACUACAUUGUAUAUCCAAGAGACUCAAGCAUUUAUGCAUUGUUUCCCAAGGGCCAGUAGACAUUGUGGGAGUUCAAUAUAAGCCAAAGAAAUUAACUUCUCAGUCUAUAGAAUACUCACUUCUGUAAAACUGAUGUAUUAUGAAGGCAUUAUUUAUCAACCAAUUAGUGUUACCCAUUUAGGCACCUGUUAGAUUAUGCAAUCUACAAUGUAUAAUCAAAAUAUGUCCACUAUUAGUGGACUGCUACAGGGUACACAGAAUAACAAUACCCAAUAGGUAUUGCUUUCUACAACUAGAUAUAGAUAUGUAUUUUGUGGAGUAUUGUUUAUUGUGCAUUUGUAAAGUUGAAAUGCGAAACACUGUAUCAUGAAAAUAAGAAUUGAUGGAAAAAGAACUUUGAUGUUACAAGUGACAAAAGUUUGUAUGUGUAGUACUCAGAUGUGUAGUACUCAGGUUAUUACCUCAUAAUUUAUUACUCCUCAAAUGAUUUUUUGUGAAAUGCAAAAACAAAUCAGAUCUGAAGUCUGGUCAUCACUAUAAAGCUCUCUCCUGACCAUAUUGCCAUGCACAACCUAUUGUGUUAGAUAUUUAACUUAUAAGUAGGAGUUGUGACUAAACAGUGAACUCUUAUCAUAAUGUGUACUGUAAUAUGUUGUCAUAUAAUUGCUUUCCAGUAUUGGUAUUAGUGGAAUUCUACACUCUAAAUGUUACUCUUGCUACAUGUACACAUUAAAAUGUUUCUUCUCAAGUCA